This is a messenger RNA of Zonotrichia leucophrys gambelii, 5308 nucleotides long. RefSeq names its product DENN domain containing 2C (gene DENND2C). The record is from RefSeq and is a predicted model, not a curated record. NCBI's taxonomy places the organism in Eukaryota, Metazoa, Chordata, Aves, Passeriformes, Passerellidae. The transcript has 19 exons. Bases 2038 to 4833 code for a protein of 931 amino acids.
CUCGUGCCGAUGCCUGAGGGGAGGGUGCCGGAGGAACCCAGCCGGGGGUGUCCGGUGGUGGGCACAGGCGGGCGGGCCCCGCUGGCCGUCGGGGAGCGCUUCUCCCGCGAGGGCGGUGGAGCGCGGGCUGCCCGGGGCUGUCUGCCCGCGGGGAUGGCCAAAACCAUCGAGCAGGGCACCGACAGCAGAACUGGCAGCUUUCUCUCCUUGGGAACGUGGUGUCAGGAAAUGGAAUUGUCUCGAGGCUUUGCAUAGGAAAUGUGUAGUGUGCUCGCUGGUUUUCAGGGCUGGAAAAAGUCAGGGCUACCUGGCACAUCUGCAGAGGGUCUCUCCCAUUGCCCCAUUCUGUUAUUCUGUACAGAGCUGUACGCGCUGCUGGGCUGUGCUGGGUUAGGGCUCGCUGGAUAUUUGUAAUUUGUUGCACUGAGGGGCUGGAUGGAUACAGGGCUCCUUGGGCACGCUGGAUCAGUCUCCCCUUGCCUUCCCCAGCCCCCUGCAUACACACAGCCCUCUGUUCCAGUGACACAACCUGGCUGGGAGGGCGCCUGGCUGUGACAGAGCCCAGCACUGCUUGAGCAAUUCCUUCUCCCAGCUGGGACUGGCAUCAGUGAUGGAAGGAAAGUAGAAGAGAAGCUGUAGGAAAACCAGCCCCUGGAAAUGGAAAUGUGUAUUGGAGCACUGGUGGCUGGAGGAUCUGACUUGGAUGUGACCUUGCUGUCCGUUGCUGCUGGGCAAAAUUUUAAUCUCAGUCUUCCAGUUGUAAUAAUCGAAUGUGGAUAUGACUCAGUGGGCAGCUCUGGAACACAUUAUCUGAAUGGUGUCUGAGAGGUUUUCUGGUGCUGCCUUAGUCUGCACCCUUUGAACCUCCUGGGUGCUGCUGAGACAUUCCCAAAGGAAUGAGUGGUUGCUUGUGGCCCCACACAGCCUGCCUGGGGUAAAGCCACACAGGCUUUGUGACUUUCUUUGGAACCUCACCUCUGAUGGUGGCACCGAGGAAGUGCUCCAGGAUAAGUUGUGCCUGAUUUUUAACUCCAUGCCCAGCUUGUGCCUCAUUUCUGGUGCUGUGCAGCUGCAGCACUCCUGGGGCUGGCAGCCUGCCCGGGGUGUAGGGGCUGAGUCAACUGCUGUUGUCAGUAUUGCUGCCCUGGGCAUUCAGAUCCUGUGAGUCAGGUCAAAAACCCACGACUUUAAAAAUAGUACAUUGUGGGUUCUGUCCAUGGGCACUCUGCUGUAGCAGCCUUCAGGGCUUGCAUGCUGGAAGUGGUCUGGUUUGGGUAUUUUUAUAUCUUGAGGAAAAACUUGCUUUCAGGAAGUUGAAUUUCAUCACUUUAGAAAAGGACAAUCAGUAGAAAAGCUUUAGGACCUGUGAGGGUCAGAGUUAACCUCCUUUUGCUGUGUAAUUUGGAUUAGCAGCACAUUUUCUGUGUCUGGGGGCUGUGGCCAUUGAUCUAAUGAGGCAGAGCUGCUCCUCAGCAGGAGCUGCAGCAGCAUGGAAGGAGUUAAUACCUCGUGGUUAGAGUAGCUUUGUAUCGAGAUGGAAAUGACUAAGCACUCUGCAUUCCUGGAGAGUUACUUGUUUUGAUAUAAAAUCUGCUUGUUUGCUACUGCCCAUGUCUUUGAGGCAUCAGCAUGGCAGAGCUGUUCAGAGGAGCAUCAGAGUUCUUCUGGAGAGGAACAGGAUGGGAAUAGCUGAGAGCUCUGGAAGGGCUCCCUUCCCUCCAGGAACGAGCUGCCAGCUUCCCUAGGCUCCACAAGACCAGAAGCUGCUUUUUAUUUGGCUGCUAACACACAGGAGGCUUGGUGACAAAGGCUCUGGGGUGGUUUAGGACUGCACAGCUUUCACAAAAGGACUGGGAUUGCCUCAGAGCUGCACCAGCUGGUCCAGGCAGUGCUUGUGUUCCCAGGACAAGGUGGGAGCAGCCGGCCCGCGCUCCGUGACCCCGCCGGGCCCUUGGUGCCAGCUUGGAUGCGUGCAGCGCCGGGCAGGCCGUGGCCAGGGCUGGGCAUGGGCAGCGUGUGAGCCCGCCUGGCACUGCCAUGCACCCCGUGGGCACCGGGGACGGCAGCUUCACCCGCGGGGCCCUGCAGGGCCAGACCCUGUCCCGCAGCCACUGCCGCAACAUCAGGCAGAAGAUCUCGCAGUGGGAGGGCAGGGCCAGGGGCUGCCCCAGCAAGGACAGGCAGCAGCUCAAGGACUUUGGGGUAAAAUACGACCCCAGCUGCCACAAUGCACUGCCCAAAGUGAAGGCAGAGUGCACUGAGAACGGCACAAGGGCUGGGGGUAAAGAUCCCAAGAGCCUGGGGUUGGAUUUUAGGGAAGAUGCGCGGAGAUGCUGGCAAACCAGAGGCUGUGGUGGCCCAGCUUGCCCAGCCAAGGAGAAAGGAGAGGCACAAACAGGCUGCCUGACCCCAGGGGUGGCACUGCCCCCAGGGAACUUCUAUACCUCACAAGCUCUGUGGAGGAGAGCAGAUCCCGCCCUGCCUGGCAGAACCUCUCCUGGUGCCUCGGACCUCCAGAGGAAGCGAGGCAGCGCUGGCUCCCCAGAAAGAGAAAUGCAAAUCAAAGGAGUGGACGCUCUCUGCAGGGCAGAGAGGAGCUUGAGGAACAUUUACUCUGAGGUUGAGGGGCAGGAGGAGGAGGAGGCAGCUCCUGAUCCACCUCCCAAACCCCGCAGGACUUUCCGCUACCUGGCAGAGAAGGGUGCUGGGGGUCGUAGAGCUGCCAGUGCCACCAGGGAAGGUCCCCUGCAAAAACACUGUGGAAGGGACGUGGUGUCAUCCUGCAACAACCCUGAGAAGAAAAUAGCCAGCAGGAGGAUCAGAGGGAGAGCCCAGAGGAAAUCUUUUGAGUUUGAGGACAUCCAGGGCUUCCGCAGGCGGCCGGCGGGCGGCGGCUGCCACAGACCCCGGGAGGAGAGCAAUGGCUCUGCAGGAUCCAGGCUGCUCUGCACUCAGUCUCAGGACAACAUCUACGAGGACAUUAUCUGUCCCACAAAAGAACAUCCCUAUGAAGAUAUCAGAGCACUGCCCUUGCCCCUGUGGAAGGUCCCAUCUGUGUGGAAGCUGCCCCCUCCCCGGAGCAUCAGCAGAGCUCCCAAGCCUCCCCCCAAACCUCCCUUCCUCAGCCGUAAAUCACUGGAGCUGAAGCCCUCCCAGACAAAUUUCCAAGGGAAGGUGGGGAAGGAAACCUCCCUGCCUGUCACUCUGUCUGAGUGGAAGCUGUUCCGAGCAGUGGAGGCUGCCAGCAGGAGAAAGAACCUGCCCUGGCUGGUACUGAAAAUACAGGAGAUCUUUGAUUCCAAGCGUGGAAAGAGGAAGGUGAAGCUGCUCAGUCCUGCUGGGAGAGAAGCAGCUCCAGUGAAAGGUGAAACCAGCGGCAACGAAAGCGAUACGGAAAAUCAGCCCAGAAGUCGCCCCAGGUGCCUGAGGCGCUCUCCCUCCAAGAGGAACCCUCACUACCAGACCUUGGAGAGGGAUCUCAUCGAGCUCCAGGAGCAGAGGCUCUUCGAGCUCUUCGUGGUGGUGUCCCUGCACAAGAAGCCAUCUGAGGUCACCUACACACCACACAUCAUCCAGCAGUUCCCCAGCAAGCCUGAACAUCCCUUCAGACCAUCAAAGGACACUGAAGAGAGGCUAAAGGUCAUUCCCAAAUUCUGCUUUCCAGAUCCCAAAGACUGGUUCCCUUCAUCAGACCUUAAAAGUGAAACCUUUUCCUUCGUGCUGACAGGGGAGGACGGCAGCCGCUGGUUCGGGUACUGCAGGAAGCUCCUGCCAGAAGGGAAAGGGAAGCGCCUGCCCGAGGUGUACUGCAUCGUGAGCCGCCUGGGCUGCUUCAACCUCUUCUCCAAGAUCCUGGACGAGGUGGAGAAGAGGAGGGAGAUGUCCCCAGCCCUGGUGCACCCCUUCAUGCGCAGCGUGAUGGAGGCGCCGUUCCCCGCCCCGGGCCGCACCAUCACCGUCAGGAGCUUCCUGCCAGGAGCAGGAGAUGAGGUAACACAGGUGAUGGAGCUGUGCCGUCCCUUGGACUCCAGGCUGGAGCACGUGGACUUCGAGUGCCUCUUGCAGUGUCUGAGCGUGUCCCACACCAUCCGGGUGUUUGCCUCCCUCCUGCUGGAAAGGAGGGUCAUCUUUGUGGCUGACAACUUAAGCACUCUGUCUAAAUGUGGGCACGCUGCAGUGGCAACCCUUUACCCCUUCACCUGGCAGCACACCUACAUCCCUGUGCUGCCAGCUUCCAUGAUCGACAUCGUGUGCUCUCCGACCCCGUUCCUCAUUGGCAUCCUCUCCUGCUCCCUGCCACAGCUCUGGGACCUGCCCAUAGAGGAGGUUCUGAUUGUUGAUCUUUGUGCUGACAAGUUCUUGCAAGAGGUAUCAGAUGAGGAUGAGAUCCUGCCCCACAAACUGCAGGCUGCUCUUGUACAAAUCCUGGAAGAACGCAGUGAAAUCCUGUCACACGAGCAGAAUGACACACAAGGUGCCACGAGCCUGAACUCCCUGGUCUCGGAGGCUUUUGUGCAGUUCUUCGUGGAGAUUGUGGGGCACUACUCGCUGCACAUGAGCGUGACGGAGCAGGGCCAGCGCGUGUUCCAGCGCGAGCCCUUCCGCAAGAGCCACGGCUCGCGCACCGUGCGCCACUUCCUGCACUGCUUCAUGGAGACACAGAUGUUUGCUGGAUUCAUCCAGGACCGCGAGCUCAGCAAGAGCCUGGCCAAAGGCCUUUUUGAGAUUCGUGCCUUGGAGUAUUUGGAGCGUAUUCCAGAGACGGAGCGAACUGGAAUGAACAAAAUCCUUCGAAGUCUUGGCAGUAAAAUGAAAUUCCUCCAGAAGAAGUGACUGGGUGCUGCUGCGGGACAGCGGCGGAGCGGGGAACGGCUGGAGGACUGAGCUGGGCCCCAGGAGGGCCAGGCUGGGCCGGGGGCUCCAAGUGUGCUGUGGGAAUAACAACCCAUGGAUCCAUAACAGCUCAUGGAUCCAUGAGUUCCAUGGAUUGAUAACAGCUCGUGGAUCGAUAAAGAGUUCCAUGGAUGGAUAACAGCCCAUGGAUUGAUAACAGCUCGUGGAUCAAUAACCUGUUCCAUGGAUCGAUAACAGCUCAUGAAUCGAUAAAGAGUUCCACGGAUCGAUAACAGCUCACGGACUGAUAAUGGGUUCCAUUGAUCGAUAGCAGCCCAUGGAUCCAUCACCAGUUCCAUGGACUGAUAACAGCUCAUGGAUCAAUAAUGAGUUUCAUGGACUGAUAACAGCUCAUGGAUCGAUAACCAGUUCCAUAGGCCGAUAAGCAGUUCCAUGGAUCAAUAACAGCUCAUCG